Cygnus atratus (black swan) is the source of this 2382-nucleotide messenger RNA. RefSeq names its product ring finger protein 180 (gene RNF180). The record is from RefSeq and is a predicted model, not a curated record. NCBI's taxonomy places the organism in Eukaryota, Metazoa, Chordata, Aves, Anseriformes, Anatidae. Gene Ontology annotation, molecular function: ubiquitin protein ligase activity; ubiquitin conjugating enzyme binding; metal ion binding. Bases 1 to 2304 code for a protein of 767 amino acids. Gene Ontology annotation, biological process: serotonin metabolic process; norepinephrine metabolic process; protein polyubiquitination. Gene Ontology annotation, cellular component: endoplasmic reticulum membrane. The transcript has 9 exons.
AUGAUUCAUGCCCUCGCCCCAGCGUCCUGGGGCGGUCGCCUGUCGUCGGGGGCUCCGCACCAGUUGCGCGGCUCCCCCGUGCCCAACUGGACACACGACAUUGACCAAACUCACACCUCGGGGCCACUGAGACGGGAAAUUCGGGACCGCUUCUCCCCAACACACACACACUCAAAUCUUCCAAUUUUUACUGAAACGUUCCAGUUCACUUCGCCCACCGCCUCGGUCACACCCUGCCGCCGGGGCCGACCCCACCCCGGCUCCCCCUCUGCCAGUCAGGAGCCGAGAGGCCGUGCCACCCCCAGGCCUCGGCGCGGCGCGGGCCGCCCCGGCCGCCGCCCGCCGCCUUCCUCCCCGGCCCCCCGCGGCAGGGACGGGGCAAGGCAGCGGCCGAGGGGAACCGGCCGGCCGCAGGGCGACUUCCACGGCGGGCAAGGCCGCCGGGGAGGGGGCCGGUCUCGGCGCUCGCCGAGCGCUUUCCGCUGCCGUUUGUCUCCCGUCUCUUCCCGUUCGCAGGAGCAGCUGCCGCUGCGCAACCCCUUCCCCGCCUCCUCCUCCUCCUCGCAGCCUCCCUCGCACGGCGCGGCCCCGACAAACAGAGCUGAAGAAUCAGAAGUGGAAAUGAAUAGCCAAGAGACUGACGUGCUACGUUGCUGGAGAUGUAGAAAAUACAUAGCAAAUUCUAACUGCCUUGCAAAAUGUCAUGGAAAAGAACCAUCCAAUACAUCACAACCUUCAGCUGCUGCUCAGGAGUCUUGCAAUGUAUGGCAUGUGAACUUAGAAGCCAUUCCAGAGUGGGUGAAAUGCGUCAUUGAGAAGGCACAGUGGACAAUUGGAAAACUGCAUUGUCCGUUUUGUGAGGCCCGUUUAGGGGGCUUUAACUUUGUCUGCAACACAAAGUGUUCCUGUGGACAGUUAGUAAACAUACAUUUCUGCAAAAGUCGAACUGACUAUCAGCCAGCUUUCUCUGUUAAAUUGGCAAAAUCAUCAGGAAAACACUUACCUCUCUGCAAAAUUAAGUCUGGUUUUAGCACUGAUAACCACCAAGAAGUGGUAACAGCAACUUCGGAAAUCAAACCACAAAGGCUUUCAUACAUGGCCAGAAAUAAUAAUACUGAAAGAUUAACAGAAGCACUUUAUCUCGAAGCAAGGUCUCCCAGAUUGGAGAUGAAAAGUAAAAAGCAUCCCUUAAAGGCAUUAAAUCAAAAAGGAAACCUUUCUGCUUCCUGUCUUCUGAAUGAUGCAUGCACUCUAAAACCUUUCCACAGAAGAUCACAUAGUUGGGAUUUAAAUGUCAGCAAGAGACUUGCUUUGUCACCUUCAUUUGAAACUUCCAGUACAGGAACUAUUUACCAUAUGAAAUGGUCGAAUGGACAAAAUGAAAAUCCACCUGUUUACACACAAAGUGGCUUGCAGUUAGAGUCCAACAGUAGUGCUUUUCAGGAACAAUAUAGGUCAAAUGCUGACAAACUGCAGAAGAGGAUUCGAGAUACUUCCUUUACCACAUUGGUACAUAGAGGCACAGAGAGUGAAUGUGAUUUUGAAGCUGCUGGACAAUCUUCUGGGAGUGGCAUUGCUGACAGGUCACCUUUUGUGAUGAACAUUUCUUCAUCUGCAAGUGCUGUAGAAGAGGAACAAUACAUUGCACUUGUUGGUCUUGUGCAGCCUACAAAUACUUACGUCAACCAAAAACUGAGUAAGAGAGAAAGAAACAAGUUGAAAAGCUUAAGGAGAAAACAAAGGAGGCAAGAACAGUGGCUACAGAAGCAAACUGCAAAUGAUAACCUGCAUACAGAAGAUGAGCCUGAACUCAGAGGAGAUAAAGAAAGCUAUCUCUGUGCUGUAUGCCUGGAUGUUUAUUUCAAUCCUUACAUGUGCUAUCCAUGCCACCACAUCUUUUGUGAACCUUGUUUAAGGAUGCUUGCCAAAGACAAUCCAGCCAGCACUCCAUGUCCACUAUGUCGUACUACAAUAGCCAGAGUCUUUUUCCAAGCAGAAUUGAACAACUCUACCAAGUCUUUUUUCCCUACGGAAUAUUUGAAGUUACAAGAAAGUUUUCAAAAAUCAAAUUCUGCUAAAUGGCCUCUACCAAGCUGCAAGAAAGCUUUCAGAGUAUUUGAAGCAGGUUUUCGAAGACGCUCAGAUACUGUAACGAGGCAUUUCCCACAUGCUGCUCACAGGAUGGACUACAUGGACUUUGAAGAUGAUAGCCGUGGAUGGCGGUUUGAUAUGGACAUGGUGAUAAUCUACAUUUAUUCAGUCAACUGGUUUAUUGGCCAGAGUACUUCGAGGAAAAGGAUUUAAACACAUCCUUCUGGAACCAAAGCUUCCCUUGUCCAGACCAAAUGCCCUAACCACUAAGCGAUUAUGGAGGCACAUGAG